UUCGAUAAUUUGAUCAAUAAUAAAGAGAGAGAAUGGCAUCAUCAUUCACAGGAACUCAGGACAAAUGCAGUGCUUGCGACAAGACUGUUUAUUUUGUGGAUUUGUUGUCUGCUGAUGGACACACUUUUCACAAAUCAUGUUUCAAAUGCAGCCAUUGCAAAGGCACUCUUGUGAUGAGCAACUACUCUUCCAUGGAUGGAGUUCUCUACUGCAAGACCCAUUUUGAACAGCUUUUUAAGGAGUCUGGAAAUUUUAGCAAGAAUUUUCAACCCGGAAAACAUGAGAAGGACCUGACAAGGGCACCAAGCAAAGUCUCUACUAUGUUCUGUGGGACCCAAGAUAAAUGCCCUGCAUGCAGCAAAACUGUGUAUCCACUCGAAAAGGUGGCGUUGGAGGGAGAGUCGUUCCACAAGUCAUGCUUCAAAUGCGCCCACGGCGGCUGUGCGCUGACGCACUCGUCCUACGCCGCUCUCGACGGGAUCCUCUACUGCAAGCACCACUUCCAUCAGCUUUUCAUGGAGAAAGGAAACUACCAGCACGUUAUCGACGCUGGCAGGAAGAGCUCCGCUGAGAAUGACGAAGACCACCGUGCAGCCGCCGCUGCAGCUGCUAACGCAGCAGCAGAGGAAGAUGGUGGGGAGGCUAAGGCGGAUCCGGAUGAGCCCGAGCCCGAGCCCGAGACCGAGCCCGAGCCUGAGCCUGAGCCCGAGCCUGAGCAUGAGCCUGAGCCUGAGCCUGAGCCUGAGCCUGAGCCUGAGCCCGAGCCUGAGCCCGAGGCGGAGGCGGAGGCGGAGGAGAAGGCGGAGGAGAAGGCGGAGGAGAAGGCUGAGGAGAAGGCGGAGGAGAAGGCGGAGGAGAAGGCUGAGGAGAAGGCUGAGGAGAAGGCGGAGGAGAAGGCUGAGGAGAAGGCUGAGGAGAAGGCGGAGGAGAAGGCUGAGGAGAAGGCGGAUGACUAGGUCUCUCUCUUUUUGGUUAAUUAAUUAAUUAACUAUACAGCCAAGAUUUUCCGACGUUUUGGUUUAGGUUUUCAAGUUAUGUUGUUUGAUUUCUUUAAGGAGUAAAGGCCAAUUGUGGUCCAAAACAUAUGACUAUUUUACAA
Messenger RNA from Salvia splendens (bonfire salvia), 1099 nucleotides. Its product is annotated as LIM domain-containing protein PLIM2b. Bases 33 to 956 code for a protein of 307 amino acids. The transcript has 5 exons. NCBI's taxonomy places the organism in Eukaryota, Viridiplantae, Streptophyta, Magnoliopsida, Lamiales, Lamiaceae. The record is from RefSeq and is a predicted model, not a curated record.